This is a messenger RNA of Hibiscus syriacus, 1404 nucleotides long. RefSeq names its product autophagy-related protein 18b-like. The coding region runs from base 92 to 1201 and encodes 369 amino acids. The transcript is spliced from 11 exons. The record is from RefSeq and is a predicted model, not a curated record. Gene Ontology annotation, molecular function: phosphatidylinositol-3,5-bisphosphate binding; protein binding; phosphatidylinositol-3-phosphate binding. NCBI's taxonomy places the organism in Eukaryota, Viridiplantae, Streptophyta, Magnoliopsida, Malvales, Malvaceae. Gene Ontology annotation, cellular component: cytosol; extrinsic component of membrane; phagophore assembly site membrane. Gene Ontology annotation, biological process: nucleophagy; autophagy of mitochondrion; protein localization to phagophore assembly site.
UUAUAUAUAUAUUAACGAAGAUCGACAUAUUUUAUGCUUUACCGGUGAGGGAUUGUCGAAAUUCCUUUCACCGGGAGCAACGACUUUCAUAAUGGCUAAUCACUCCUCCGCUUACCCAAUCAUCGGCGCUUCUUUCAAUCAAGACAACAGUGGUUUUGCAAUAAGCACUAAAGAUUGUUUCAAAAUAAUCGAUUCAAACACCGGAAGGCUCUGCUACGAACGAGCUGUUGGAACUUUCAUUAUUGUUGAGAUGCUGUACAGUUCAAGUCUUCUCGCCAUUGUUGGAGCUGGUGAACAGCCAUCUUUAUCUCCACGCCGUCUUUGUUUGUUCAAUACAACAACCGGUGCUCCUCUCCGAGAAAUGACUUUCCUAACUUCAAUUCUUUCCGUUCGCUUGAAUAGGAAAAGGCUUGUUGUGGUUUUACUAGAGAAAACCUACAUAUAUGACACAAACAGUCUCUCAAUGCUGGAUACCAUUGAUACUGUGUCAAAUUCGAAGGGACUUUGUGCAUUCUCCCCUAGUUUGGAUGGUUGCUUCUUGGCUCUUCCUGCCAGCACGACUAAAGGAGCUGUAUUAGUGUACAAUGUCAUGGAGCUUCAGUUGCAUUGUGAGAUAGAUGCUCACCGGUCUCCUUUGGCUGCAAUUGCUUUAUCUAGCAGUGGAAAGUACAUUGCAACAGCAUCUGAACAGGGAACCAUAAUCAGAGUUCAUCUGGUUUUAGAAGCAACUAAGUCAUACAGUUUUCGGAGGGGAUCAUACCCAUCAACCAUAUUUUCAUUGUCAUUUUCUCCAUCAUUACAACUUCCAGAUAUUCUUGCAGCCACAAGCUCUUCAGGUUCUGUUCAUAUCUUCUCUCUGGGGUUUGAGACAAAUCAGAGGAGCAAAAAGUCGGGUAGUUUUCUUGGAUCGAUACUACCCGAUUCCGUGAAUGAUGCGCUAGACCCAGCUCACCAUCAUGUGCUUCACAAUGCUGUUUCUGCAGGAGUCAGAAGCUAUGCAGUGGUACGCAAGGUGGACAAAGUGGUUGAUUCGUCCUCAUCCGAGAUUGCAUUGUGUAGGGCCGUAAUAUCGUUGAUAGCGUACAACGGGUACUUUCAGGAAUAUACCUUCACUCUCAACAGCCAGAACGAGUCUACAUGGAGUCUGGAGCGCGAAUUCAACCUUCUGGGAGUCAGUUCAGGUAAUGCUGAAACCUCAUGACACCUUUAAUGGCCGAACCUCGUCGUAGUUAGACGGUGUGUGACAGUUGAACAAUGAAAGGAAAUGUAAUGUACUCAGCUUGAAGUGUGUUUCAUACAAGUUCUAUAAUUAUAAACAAAAUGGGUUCAUAUUUGAUGUAUCAUUAGUGUAAGAUUAGUAGUAAUAAGUGAGAAGAUUUUUAUGAAUAAAAUAUUUUUUCUUUA